AUGGACAGAAGAUCCCUUAGACUUCUCCAUGCAUUUGCAUUUUUAAUGCUUUUACUGCACUUGAAUCCAGCCCUUGGAUUUAUUUCAGGGGUUGGAGAUGCUAAUGUCAGGUGCAUAGAGAGGGAGAGACAAGCCCUCCUUGAGUUCAAAAAAGGCCUUGUUGAUGGCUAUGAUAUACUCUCUUCAUGGGGGAGCCAAGAUCAAAAGAAGAAUUGUUGCAAGUGGAAAGGAGUUCAUUGCAGCAAGCACACAGGUCACGUACUGGAGCUUGAUCUUCGGGGUGAUUCAGAAAAAACACAACCUUUGAGAGGUAAGCUUAGUUCUUCACUGCUUGAAUUGCAUCAUUUGAGCUCUUUGGACCUCAGUUACAAUGAUUUCAAUAUGAGCAAAAUCCCAGAGUUUCUUGGUUCUUUCAAUAACCUAAAGCACCUCUAUCUCUUAGAGGCUGAGUUUGGUGGGACUAUUCCGUAUGAACUUGGAAACCUUUCGCACUUGGAAUCUAUUGAUCUCAGUGCAAAUAACUUCAAUAAUGUUGCAAACCUUCAAUGGCUCUCUCAUUUGUCUUCUUUGAAAGAGCUUGUACUAAAUUCAAUAAAUCUCAGUGAAGCCUAUGAUUGGGCAGACGUUGUUAAUCGUCUUCCUUAUUUAACAUCUUUGAGCUUGAGUUCAUGUGAUCUUCCUCCAAUCGUUCCCUCAACUCAUACCCAUUUCAACUAUUCGAAAUCUCUUACUGCUGUUGAUCUCUCUGAUAAUCAUCAAAACUCCUCAAUAUUCGGAUGGUUGCUCAACUUUAAUACCAGCCUUGUUGAAAUUAACCUCUCCUCCAAUCAGUUAAAAGGUUCAAUUCCAGAUGCCCUUGGCAAAAUGAAUUCUCUUGAUAGUCUCAAUUUCGACAAAAACCAACUUGAAGGUAGCAUACCAAAAUCUUUCGGAAACAUAUGCACUCUAAGUUCAUUGUCCCUAUCAAACAAUAGGCUCAGUGGACAACUCGUUGAGUUUAUCAAUAUCUUGUCUGGGUGUGCAAAAAACUCACUGGAAAUGUUGGAUUUAUCAUUGAAUCAAAUUACGGGAUCGUUGCCUGAUUUUUCAACAUUUUCUUCAUUAAAAGAAAUAUAUGUUGGGACCAACAAUAUAACUGGCACCGUACCCAAAGAUAUCGGAAACCUUCAUCAGCUGGAGGUCUUUGAUGUUUCUAACAAUUCUAUGCAUGGUGUGGUCACUGAAGUCCAUCUGUCAAACCUGUCCAACUUGUGGUCUUUAGACUUGUCACUUAAUUCCUUGGCUUUACAAUUGAACAAGGAAUGGGUUCCACCUUUUCAAUUGCGAGUCAUGUACUUGUCAUCCUGCAAGCUGGGACCUAGAUUUCCAAGCUGGCUCCAAACUCAGUGGAACAUUUCUAUCCUAGAUAUCUCCAAUACUGGAAUUUCGGAUAAGAUUCCUAAGUGGUUUGUGGAGCUGCCUCCAACUUUACAGUAUUUAGAUGUGAGUUUUAACCAACUGGAGGGGCAAUUGUCACCUUUUGUUUUCCCACCAAAAAUGACACUAUUGAGCAUAGCCGAAAAUCUUUUCUCGGGGACCAUUUCUUCUGUUUGUAAAAUCACGGGUGGAGUUUUGAAUUUCCUAGACCUCUCUGGCAACCUUUUGUCAGGAGAAAUUCCUGAUUGUUUUAUGCAUUGGCGUAAGCUAGUCAUUCUGGAUUUGUCUGGCAACAAUUUGUCUGGGAAAAUUCCAACUUCUUUGGGUUCAUUGUCUCAACUCCGAACGCUGAGUCUGCGCAAUAAUAGCUUCUCUGGAGAUUUACAUUUGUCUAUGAAAAAUUGUAGUUUGUUGAAAUUUGUAGACUUGGGAAACAAUGGAUUCUCUGGACAAGUACCAGCUUGGAUUGGGGAGGGUCUGCCAGUGUUAAAUAUUCUUAUAUUAAGUUCCAAUAAGCUCAGUGGAAGCAUACCAUUCGAGCUAUGUUGGUUGAAAUAUUUACGAAUAUUGGACCUCUCUUUAAAUGAUAUAUCUGGGAAUAUACCACAAUGCUUCAACAAUUUCACUGCCAUGGCUCAAAAGGGAGAUUUCUUUACUGGCAUAAUUGGUAGUAAUUAUACUGAUUCAUAUGCUUAUGAUAUUGAAGAUGUAGAAGAAUAUGUUGAUGAUGCAACAGUUGUAAUGAAAGGAAGGGAGUUGGAGUAUGGAAAAUAUCUUGGACUCUUAAAGCUCAUUAACCUUGCACACAACAAUUUGACAGGGAAACUUCCAAGUGAAAUCUUGAGUCUUUUGGAACUGGUUGUAUUGAACAUAUCAAAAAACAACUUAAUUGGUGAAAUCCCGCAAAUGAUUGGUCAAUUGACGCAGUUGGAAUCACUUGAUAUGUCAAGAAAUCGGUUUUCAGGUGAAAUCCCAUCUAGCAUGUCAGAGUUACACUUUUUGAGCUACCUUGAUUUGUCUUUCAACAAUUUGUCUGGGAGAAUUCCUUUGGGCACUCAACUACAAAGCUUUGAUGCAAAUGAUUUUAUUGGAAACUGGGCACUUUGUGGGCUUCCACUUCCACAAAAGUGCUUAGGUGAAGAAACGCCAAACCAAAGUGAUCAACCAAUUGAUCGUGAUGGCAAUGAGGAUAAUGAAGCUGAUGGAGAUAAAUUUGAGAAAUGGUUUUAUUUCGGAGCAGGAGUUGGAUUUGUUGCAAGCUUUGGGGGAAUUUGCGUACCUUUGUUAAAAAGUUCUUGGAGAGAUGACUAUUUCUUGUUAUUGGACAACAUGAAGGACUGGCUCUAUUCAACAAAAUUGGUGAUGUGCAUGGCAAGAUUGUGGAGGAAGUUUCCAAGCCAUGGGUGA
This is a messenger RNA of Quercus lobata, 2823 nucleotides long. Its product is annotated as receptor-like protein EIX2. The transcript has a single exon. Gene Ontology annotation, molecular function: protein binding. The record is from RefSeq and is a predicted model, not a curated record. The coding region runs from base 1 to 2823 and encodes 940 amino acids. NCBI's taxonomy places the organism in Eukaryota, Viridiplantae, Streptophyta, Magnoliopsida, Fagales, Fagaceae.